AUGGAUGCUCAAGCCCCUAUGCGGAACAACUGUGUCAUGUUGGGUGGCAAUCUGAAUAAGACUUGGGCCAAAAACAUCACAGUGUUAGGAGGGACUGAUGCUGUGUUACCCUGUUCUCUCAGCACCAAGGAGAACACUGAGUUUAAACUCUUUGACUGGAGGAAAGUUCCUCAGAAAGAUGAUGGUCUGAAGGAGGUGUUCAUGUAUGACGCAGGCAUUCAUUACAACAACGGUCGAGGUGGUCAGAGUGAAGAGUUCAAAGAUGGUGUCUUAAAAGACAGAUCAGAAGAAAACAUCCCAGGAGCAGCUUCAAAACCAAAAGUCACAAUACUUGAUCAACAGGCCCAGGUGCUGCAGUGUGAGGUUCAUGGCAAUCCUAAACCUGAAGUAAAGUGGCAAGACAGUGAUGGAAACAUUCUUCAUGCUAAAAUAACACAGGUCUCUGAAAGAGAAGGAAGCUUCAACAUCACCCUCCAAACUACUGUGACCAAGACCGACACCUAUCGCUGUGUAGCAACACAGCUGGAAAUCAAACAUCAGAUUUAUGCUGAGACCUCUGUCCAUAUCAGUGUUUCAGAGUCCUGGAAUGGAUGGAUUGUUGUUUUAUUUCUUGUUGUUGUUGUUGCUGCUGGUGUUCUAGCUGUGCUUGUAUACAAGGGUUACAUCCUACAAAAUGCUAUACAACUUAAUAGACGGCCAAAAGUCAUCAAAGUGGAAGAAGGCAGUGAUGUUACUUUACCCUGUUCCCUCUGGCCCAAGGAGGACCUUCAGUCAACACAGUUUAUCUGGCAGAAGAUUUCUCAGAACCCUGAUGACGGUCAUAAAGUGUUCCUGUAUGAUAAAGGCGAUCUUUACAGUGACGAGCGUCCAGGUCAGAGUGAGCAGUUCAAAGGUCGAGUCUCACAUUUUCCAGAUGAACUGGAACAAGGCAACGCCUCCAUAACCACCAGAAAUACGACGAGGGCUGACAGUGGAGACUACAGAUGUAUUGUUCCAUUAAUUCAGAAACCUCAAAUAUUCUACAUCAAGCUUGUUGUUGUUGGUUCAACUCCAGAGUCAGAUGAACAUCAUUCAUUAAUGAUGGAAUGAUGCUUUGAUCAUGUCUGUGUUACUGGAAACAUUUAUUUUGUUUUCAGUUAUUUUAUGCUUGUGUUACAUCACAAUUAAUAGACUCAUUGAUUUUCUCUUGCAGUUCUAGAUGAUUGUGUAACUGUUUGUAAGACUUGUACAGUAUUCCUGUUCCAGAGGUGUGUAGAGCAGAGAGGACCAGAUCAACAUGAUGAUGCUCUUAUAAGUCUUGUAUUUUUGUAUUCAGACCAAAUUACAAAGUUUGCUGCGAUGAUGUGUGAGUGUGAAAAUAUUGUGCAAAAAAAGGUCAUUUUAUUUAUUGUUUAAAUAUUGUUUACCAUUUUAUAUUGUGUUUUAUUACAUUUCUUUGCUCUUCAGACAACCAUUGGUUGCCUCUGUAUUUAAAAGAAUGGUUAAAGGGCAACUCGUAUAUAGCAUUUUCAGGUUCAUACUUGUAUUUUGCGUUUGUACUUGUAUCACUAGUUGAAGCUUGAGCUACUACAACGGAGUAUAUAGCAGGACUUUGAUUAUUUAAAUCACCAAUAGAGGCUUCUAAACCAAAUGCUGCACAACCGGUUGGAAAUCUGAACGUUUUAGCUCAUGGGGAUUUCUCUAAAAUAUGUUUCUCAUUAUUUGAUUUGGCUACGUUUAACAUGAAAAUCCAACAUUAUAACAUCGUAGAUAUGACAAAAACAUGAAAAUGAAUAAUAUGUCCUUUUUAAGGCUGAGAUGUGGUAUUGAUUUUCUUAUCUAACUCAGUGAGAAAGUGAAUAAAGUGCCCUGGGGGGUCACCGGGUAGAGCCGGUACUUUAGGCCGAGUCAUCACCACGGUGACUUUGGUUUGGUCCGCCACAGGGCCCUUUGCUACAUGUCAUACCCUCUCUCUCCUGUGUAUUUUUCAAAGCAGAAAUGCCAAAAAAUGUAUCCUAAAAAACCCCACAAAUGAUUAGCUCAAAUUUAUUUUUACUUUAAUAUGACAAGACAAAGUCUGUACAGUACACCUUACUAUGUUCUUGCACUGUUUAUGUUGUUAAGCGAUAAUAUAGUGCCUUUAUGCAAUUUCAAUUUAAGUGUCUUCAAAUUUUACUUUAAUCUUGAAUUAAAAGUCAAUAUUGAUAAUAUUCUUUGCAGCGUUAACUUGCGUAAAAGGAAUAAAAGUGAUUUGACUUUCUUGGGUCAGUUUCUAAGACAGCAGUCCCGGCCUGAAACAUCUAGACACCACUCUGCUGCUCUAUAUUUAUUCCUCCAGGUUUUGGAGAACGUGUGUGUGUUUGCAACAUACUGGACAUGUAGAUAAACAGUGGAGGAGUGAGUGGGUUGUGUUGGAUAAAGAGUUUAAAAAGUCUAAAGCCCAGUCCAAAGUCCAAAACCUGGAUGAAUAUAGAGCAAUGACCAAAGUUGCUUUUGAAUUGUAUCUAUUGUACUUUAUUUUUAGUGACUUGGUAUUAAAAAGAUGUAAACAGUGCAGAGUGGUUAAUGUGUUGCAGUGAGAUGAGCUUUUAUUUUGUAGGAGACCCUCUGGACACCCCCUAAGGACCCUUUGGAGUCCCUGGACCCCAGUUUGAGAACUUCAGCUUCAAGCUACACUGCUGCAGACGCUGGUUGUUGUC
Messenger RNA from Perca fluviatilis (European perch), 2678 nucleotides. RefSeq lists its product as uncharacterized. NCBI's taxonomy places the organism in Eukaryota, Metazoa, Chordata, Actinopteri, Perciformes, Percidae. The transcript has 7 exons. The coding region runs from base 1 to 1089 and encodes 362 amino acids. The record is from RefSeq and is a predicted model, not a curated record.